Messenger RNA from Colletotrichum chrysophilum, 1683 nucleotides. RefSeq lists its product as uncharacterized. Gene Ontology annotation, molecular function: transmembrane transporter activity. The coding region runs from base 1 to 1683 and encodes 560 amino acids. The record is from RefSeq and is a predicted model, not a curated record. The transcript has 2 exons. Lineage: Eukaryota; Fungi; Ascomycota; Sordariomycetes; Glomerellales; Glomerellaceae. Gene Ontology annotation, biological process: transmembrane transport.
AUGCGCCGCCAAUCGACCCAUGCCUAUCACACAUUCCCGACUCCUCCUCCAAAGACUCCUCGCGAGCAGUCAUCCGCCGAGCUCUUUGACCACUCCGACUCGGGCUCCAAUGCCUCCGACGAUGACCACGAGCAGACUCCCUUGCCGGUGCGCCAGCUGGCCCUCCUUGCCUUCCUGUCCUUGAGCGAGCAGACGGCCCUCAACUCCAUCGGCCCCUACCUGCCCCAGAUGGUCGAGUCCUUCUCCGACAUUCCAGAUUCCCAGACUGGCCUGUACGUCGGCAUCCUCGCCUCGGCAUUCGCCCUCGCCCAGCUCUCGACGAACUUGUUGUGGGGAUACCUAUCCGAUGUUAUUGGGAGGAAACCCGUCAUGAUCAUGGGCACCUUUAUGCUCACCUGCUGUUUCGUCGCAUUUGGUUUCUGCAGGACGUACUGGCAAAUCGUGCUGGUCCACGUCUUCAUGGGCUUGCUGAACGGCAAUGCUGCCGUGGUGCCUACCGUGCUGGGCGAAGUGACGGAUCGUUCUAACCAGAGCAGGGCUUUCACUUGGCUGCCCGUCAUCUACUCUCUGGGUGGUAUUACGGGUCCUGCGUUGGGAGGCCUGUUGGUAGGGACCUUGGGCAAGAAGUAUCCCUACCUUGCGCCAAACCUGCUCAGCGCAGCACUGCUUCUUACCAGUGUGAUUAUCGUCGGAAUUUGGUUUGAGGAGACUCUGGAAAGUUUGGAGUCCGAUCACGCUGCUUGGAUUCCUGCCUGGGCUCGCAAUGCAUGGUCGUGGGUCAAGGGAUCACGCCAACCGAAGAGGAACUCUUGGGCCGCCCGCUGGCCUCGUCGCGGUUCCCAGGUCGCGGUGAGCACAUCAGACGACGAAGAGGACGAGGAUGAAGACGGCGCGACGGAGGACCAAGGGCUACUUCCCCACGCUGACGAAGAAGGCUCCGAGGCUGGAGACGAUCCCAAAACGCCAGGCGACCUUGCAACCUGGCGCCAUAUCUUGAACCGCAAUACGGUUCUGGUGCUGUUGACAUAUCUGGUAUUCCAGUUGUCCAACAUUUCCUACAACAGCUUGUACCCCAUCUUCGCUGACGCGGAUCCCCCAACAGGGCGCGGUUUGCCCCCAAGCAAGAUUGGUGUCAGUCUGAGUCUGGCUGGCGUGGCCACAAUCGUCUUUCAAGCUUUCCUGUUCCAGCCUGUCAAAGCCCGUUUGGGAAACCUGGGCAGCUAUCGUGUUGCGCUGCUUGGACUCGCCGUCAGCAUGGCUCUGAUGCCUUGGAUUGGAUACCUCGAUGAUGAACCGUACUUUGGCGUCGGCACCGGCUCCACUUGGCUGUACAUUGAGCUGGGAGCCAUUCUCAUCAUCAAGAAUAUCUGCGCAGUCGGCGGGUUGUCCAGUGUGAUGCUGCUAAUUACCAACUGCGCCCCUAAUCAUGCCACGCUGGGCACACUAAACGGCAUUGCCCAGACCUUGUCCGCCGCUGGUCGCAGCUUCGGACCUUUUGUGUCCGGCGCGCUGUUCACUCUUUCCACACGCGUCCACCCCAAAGGCGAAGCUCUGGCCUGGGGAAUCUUUGGAGGCAUCGCCUUGCUUGGAUGGGUAGGAUCCCUGGCCAUCCGCAACCGCGGACUUGAGAGCGACGACUGGACCGGCGAAGAGGACGGCACAGACGGUGAAGCGGACCCAUAG